CGUUAUCGUGAUAAGUGUGGAUUGCACUGGAAAGCCAUCUGCGAAUUAAAUGAAACGAGUGAUCCUAACAGGGCCGUGAAACUGUAGGCCUCGAGCUUACCAGCUAUGCAGGCCUUUGUUCCGAAGAACAGGAGACCUAAGUUUGAGUUGAUGCUGAGAGUCAUUGACCUCAACAAUGUACCCCUUGUGAAUGGCACAGCGUUUGUGAAGUGGCGCCUUCCUUCUGGAUGUGCGCCCGAACACCAUGGGCAUACCGACAAAGCGGUCAUUAUAGACCACAGAGCAUAUUGGAACUACGAGAAAGCGCUGCAAGUCCGACUAACAAUCGAUCGAAAUCAGACGCUUCACGAAUGCGAACUAUACUUCGAGGUCAUACAAGAGUUUGCGUCGGGCGGAAAUAAUGAGAAGAGCAUCCUGGGGAAGAUCAGGCUCAACUUGUCGGAGUAUGUGGACAAGAGUGACGACGAGGAGGGCAUCGUCAGGCGCUACUUGAUGCAGGACAGCAAGGUCAACAGCACGCUUAAGGUCGGGAUAGCUCUACGCCAGGUCGAAGGUGAUCGGAACUUCGUUACGCCUCCCCUCAAAUCAGCGAUGGUGUUCGGAGGGAUCGCCGGUGUUGUCUCCACCGAACAAGGCGAGCACGACGACCUCGGCAGGCUGCCAUCCAUAUAUUCCCAGAGCAGAGAGGUCACUGACAUGCAGGACAUGUAUCGCCGUACCCUGGCUGCUUCUUGGAUUUCGCGAGCCGAUGACUUACCGGCGGAUAAGCUGAUUGAAGAGUUGUUUUCCGGGAGCAUCAGCUGGGCAGAGAACCAGCACUCGCCAUUUGCCAACUCCACCGAUCACCACACUGACCGACUUUCCCCGUAUAGCCGGACGGGCAUAAGGCAAACGUCGACGGAAAAUCGUCUGUCGCCCAGUAGCUUCGAGAAGCGACCUCGGAGCUCAUCCAGCAACCAUUUCCGGACUGAACCAAAGGUGUCCGAGACAGGGGCGAGCGCGGAUCAUAAUAGGAAAGAUGGGAGCAUCGAACAACAACUCCAUGACAAUCCGAAAGGGAGGAGCUGGAAGAGUCGUAAUGCGGACCACGAAUUAUCCGAGUUCGAUGUCCGCGAGGACCUACGGAGCUGGGAAAUUGCAAGCAAGGAACGUCGGCACGGCCGCAUCAAGCGCAUGCGUCGUGUCUUGAGCGAGAAAGAGCAAAUCAGACGACAAAAGUCGAAGAGCCACACGAUACCAAUCUCGGUGCGUUCUUUGGGAGACCCGGCUCAGGUCGUGGUUAUCCAGGAUCGCAAACGUCGCAGACGUUCGGAGCCUCUCGCAGAGGAAAACUUGUUGGAAGAAUCCAAGGGAAAGCAUUUCAUGCUGAAGGAACUGGAGAAAGACGCCGCUUUUGCCGACGAAGACCUCUAUAUUGCUCACAUUGACGAGCUAGGCUCCGCUUACCAACCCUACGACAAAUUACCACGCGCCGACUGGAAUGACCUUAGAUAUCACCUUCGCUCAUCGUUCAAGAGCUCACACCUCACUGAAUAUCUCCAACAACGAAUCGACAACGAAGACAAAGACAAAGACACACCCCGGGGUGACUCUGACGGCAAACUCUGGCAACCUGGGGUUGUGAAUCUCAUGGAGUCGGCACCCAAACGUGCUUCUAUCCGAACUGGAGCACUUCAGGGUCUGAAAGGGAAGGAGGCUUUUGCUGAGAGAAUUCUUCGGGAUUGCUGGAAACUGAGUAUCGAUGGCGAAAUCGGCCAGCUUGAUGUCCCCAUGUCUGACACCGCAUUCAGUACGCUUCUGAACGCCGAAAACUUCUCGUUUGAGGAGCUCGCUGUUCUACACGAUGUGAAAAUUGAUGUCUCCCAGGUGCUAGGGGUUCUAAGGGUAACUGGACGACAGAAUGCAUGUGAAUCCAUCAGGGACAUCAUUCGUGACGCCACCAUGAGAAUACAGGAGGAAGACCUCACACUGCCAGUCAACGAGAACGACAUAACUGCUAAUGCUCGCGUCAAAAGCCCUGACUUUCUAUCUUGGCUCAACAAGACUUAUGGGGUGACCUUCGAUGUGAAGACAUCACAAACGCCCAAGCGGAUGUCCUAUCUUGCCGAAAACAAACAGCAGGCGGAUGAUGCUCACAGGGCACUGCAUCUUGCAUGGCAUAGCACAAACAACCCUCCUACCCCGUUCAGUACAUACCUGCCUGCUACAGAAAUGGCUAGCGUCAAUAAUUACGAUCCCGAGCUCAACACACCAUGGUUUGAUCGACGACAUUCGUGGUUCAGAUGGGCAGUUCCACAUGAGACCGGCGAGAUAUUGACGCCCGGCUCCCUGCUAGAAAGGCGCAAGUUCUUUAACAAGCAUCAAUCCCGUCUGUCUAAUGUGCUUCUCAAAUUGCUUCGAAAUCCCAAGAUCAACAAGACUAUUGGCAUCGAGAAUCCCACCAAUGUUUGUGAGUCUGUCACUGCGGCGGUUGGAAAAUGUCUUUUCUUCCGCAAGUCUGCCUUUGAUGAGACAUCGGUCAGCGCUCCUCAACUUGGCCGGCUGUCCCUCCCACGUACGUUUACUACAGAUAUACCUCGUGCGGCACCGUUCUUGAACAAUCUGGUGCCUCAGAAGUCCGAUGAGCAACAGGUGCACCGCAUCCGAUUGGUGCCUUCAGCUUUCCAUGCCCAGGUCUUCCCGCAACUCGAGGUGGAGGUCACAGUGAAUACCUCCAAGUCUCCAUUUUACACCGGCCCAGAAUUUGCUCUUCAGAGUGCCAAGGUGGUUUUGGCUGAAAGCAAACUCGAUUUCCUUCUCCCAGAGAACGGGCUCGAUCUCCGAUUCAGCCGACGCUUGACCCAUGAGCUUCCUACGGGUUCCGCAAUCGAUCCAUCGUUAGGUGCACUUGAGGAGAGCCUGCGAAACGUUUUCAAGCAGUCUCUCGAGUCCAGUGGCAGCGAGGUCCCUCUUCCCACCUUCACUCAGAUCACCCUGCCUCGUAAGCUUCUGGGCCAGGCCACGGUCAGGAACGGUGAAACUUUGACGGCAGACUACAUUUUCCUCCCGGUGAACGACGCCCGGGGCACCCGGGUCCACAGAUACAACUUUGGCGGCCAGCAGCUCAACUACUCCUACUACGAGAGUGGGCCUUUCUUGCCUCAUCGUACCACCGAGCUCUUUUUGAGCAAGGACAUCGCGAGCCCCAUCCCGGGCUUGUCGGACGCCAUUCCUGGCGCGGCUGAGUCCGUGGUUGAAGAUGGCUUCCAUGAAUUCUACAAAUCAGCAUGCAAUUUGGCGUUUGACGUGGAUAUGGCCCGCCAAACGGAGGCGGCCUCUGAAGGUCCGGAGGUGUUCUAGAACCCCAAAAAAGUGUCUUCUGGCGUACAGGAUUAGACCACCUUUCAUGUAUUUAUAUUUUCUUGGGGACUUUUUGGCAUGAGGCAUGUAUACUACGAGAUAUCUAAUGGAAUAGGCUCAGCUCAGUGCUUGCGGGGAAGU
Molecule: messenger RNA, 3480 nt
Organism: Aspergillus japonicus CBS 114.51
Lineage: Eukaryota; Fungi; Ascomycota; Eurotiomycetes; Eurotiales; Aspergillaceae
Exons: 6
Coding region: 106-3339 (1077 amino acids)
Source: RefSeq, a predicted model, not a curated record